AUGGCAGAAAUCCAGCACGCAGGCCUCAACGCCACAUUCAAGGGCAAACGUACCCAGGAUGAAGGGGUCGAUCAAUUUCUGGGUAUCAAGUACGCCAGUAUUCCAGCGCGAUUUGAAAAAGCGAAGCCAGUCGACAAUUUCGAAGGCAGAAUUGUUGAUGCCACCAAAUAUGGUCCGAGAUGUCCCCAAGCAGAUGUGGAUGUCCGCCAUCUACUCCGCAUUCCAGAGGAUUUUGAAAUCGCCCCAGAAGCUGAGGACGAAUUUGAAUGUUUGAAUUUGGAGAUCACAUGCCCUGCCAACUCAACCUCUGCAGGCCCACUCCCCGUGAUUGUCUGGAUUCAUGGCGGCUCUCAAAUCGUUACAUUCUGUUCGGCCGCCUCCAAGAUCUGCGACCCAACCAAUAUUGUCGCGGACUCUAUCAAAGCGGCGAAGCCUGUUAUCUUUGUUUCGAUCAACUAUCGUCUGAAUAUCUUCAGCUUUGGAGAUGGUAAGGAAAAGAACUUGGCGUUGAAGGAUCAGCGUCUGGGGAUUGAGUGGGUGCGACGAAACAUCGCAGGUUUUGGAGGUGAUCCUCAAAAUAUCACUCUUUCGGGUGAGAGUGCGGGUGCUAUAUACACCCACGCGCACCUCAUUACAGGUCCUCCGGUGAAGCGGGCGGUGAUGGCAUCCGGAACGCUCUAUCUAUCCUCACCCUUACCGGUGGAGAAGGGCGAUGGUUUGAUCAAAGUGCUCGAGUCGAAAGUCCAAGAGCUUGGACAGCCGUCUUUGAGGCAAUCUUCAGUCCCUGUUUUGAUCCAAGCAUUGAAGGAAUGCAACGUGAACACCAUGUGGAUUCAGGAAGAGCCUGACCUAGAAGGAUGGGAGACUAGACCAGAGCAGGUUGAAGAAGUAAUGAUUGGCGAUGCCGAAUACGAGUCAGUGAUUUGGCGUAACGGCGUUGAACAGCUUGAUGGAGAAACCAUCGCUGCCGCAUUUGACAAUGAGAAGAGUUGGGGCACCCGACUCCGAAAACUAUACCAAGUUGUGGGCGACCGUCCCACAGCAGCGAAACUUGGUGCUCUGGACCUGGUGAAUGAUGUCCGCUAUACGCUUCCCGUUGAGGUGAUCGCCGACAAGCUACGCAGUGCUGAUAAGCGUGUGUUCAAAUAUGUGGUUGAUCAACCUAAUCCGUGGCAGCCAUCUAGCCGUGCGCACCAUGCAGUCGAUUUGCUGUUGCUCUUCGAUGGAGUUGACCUGUCCUUCAACCCAGCAGCUAGUGCAGUUGGAAAGGAAAUGCGACAGCGGUGGAUUCGGUUCAUUAACGGCGAGAAUCCGUGGUCUGCUGACCGAAGAUUUGCCUUUGGGCCGGUGGGAGAAUGCAAGGAACUCAAUGAGGUGCAAUUUGCUAUGCGCAGACGGGUGGAACACUGCAAGGUGCUGAAGGAAGCUGGUCCCAGUGCUUACAUGCCCAUCGUCUUCGCUUUGACAGCAGGGCGCAUAAAUUUGUUGAAUUAG
Penicillium brevicompactum is the source of this 1494-nucleotide messenger RNA. RefSeq lists its product as uncharacterized. NCBI's taxonomy places the organism in Eukaryota, Fungi, Ascomycota, Eurotiomycetes, Eurotiales, Aspergillaceae. The record is from RefSeq and is a predicted model, not a curated record. The transcript is spliced from 4 exons. Bases 1 to 1494 code for a protein of 497 amino acids.